Verruconis gallopava is the source of this 1269-nucleotide messenger RNA. RefSeq lists its product as uncharacterized. The record is from RefSeq and is a predicted model, not a curated record. Lineage: Eukaryota; Fungi; Ascomycota; Dothideomycetes; Venturiales; Sympoventuriaceae. Bases 47 to 946 code for a protein of 299 amino acids. Gene Ontology annotation, biological process: nuclear polyadenylation-dependent rRNA catabolic process; exonucleolytic trimming to generate mature 3'-end of 5.8S rRNA from tricistronic rRNA transcript (SSU-rRNA, 5.8S rRNA, LSU-rRNA); nuclear polyadenylation-dependent mRNA catabolic process. Gene Ontology annotation, cellular component: nuclear exosome (RNase complex); cytoplasmic exosome (RNase complex). The transcript is spliced from 2 exons.
AAACCGACCUAAAAAUGCUUCGGCGAAAGUAAGUCACACCAAAAAAAUGCCUCAAGAGGCUAAGAUAUCUGUCAAUGAGAAGACGUUUAUCCUCAAUGCCCUGCGCGAGGGUAUUCGGCUAGACGGACGACCGCUCGAUGCAUAUCGUAACAUCGAGCUCUCAUUUGGACAGGAAUAUGGCGCGGUCGACGUCAGACUAGGAAAGACACGGGUCGUCGUGAGGAUAUCGUGCGAAGUGGUUGCACCGUAUCCAGACCGCAAGUUCGAGGGCGUCUUCACCAUCACCGCUGAAUUCUCGCCCAUGGCCUCGCCCGCGUUUGAAGCGGGCCGUCCGACUUCAGACGAGGUCAUCUUGUCGCGGAUCUUGGAGAAAGCCAUCCGGCGAAGCUCAGCCCUGGACACGGAAUCGCUGUGCAUCAUCGCGGGCCAGAAGUGUUUUGCCUUGCGAGCUGACAUUCACAUUCUCGAUCACGACGGCAACCUGAUCGACGCGUCCUGCAUUGCGCUCGUCGCAGCUUUGCAACAUUUCAGACGACCAGAUAUCGAGGUCCAGGGCGAGAAAGUCACUGUUUUCACGCCACGUGAGCGCGAACCCGUAGCCUUGUCGAUGCUUCACCAUCCUCUUUGCGUCACCUUUUCUUACUAUGACGCGGGUGCCAUUGUUCUUCAGGACGCCACUCUGGCGGAAGAGCAAGUCCGCGAAGGCGAAGUCGUCGUGACCAUGAACAAGAACGGCGAACUAUGUCAAAUUGCCAAACACGGAGGCGUGCCUGUGGAUGCGUUGCGCAUCGUGGACUGGACAAACAAGGCCUUAGUGAAAGUACAAGCUAUGAGCAAAUUUAUCGAACAGAGAUUGAGGGAGGAUGCUGUAGAAAGGGAUGUUGGAGGGCUCAUGGCGGAACUGGCCGCCGAAAAUGAGAGACCACAAAACCCACCUAUCGAAUGAGAUGUGAAGACUGACGAGAAACUGCGCUAUUCAGUUCAAUUAUGUGUAUUUCAGCUUCGGCGUCGUUUUAUUCAAUUUGACGCUGGGAGGCUUUUCUGUUCAAAAGGAAAUCCUCUAAGCAAUAUCAUCGAAGAGGCUGUGGCGCGUGGGUUUGUGUUGGGCCUCUUUCAAAACCAGUACCAGCAGCAAAAGCAUCACGAGAGCACCAAAUGUUGAGAAUAUCCGAAUCCCUAGGCGCUCAAACUUUGCCAAGGGCGAGCAAGAGCAUUUUAUCACUAUUAAAAGUCCCAAGAAUAAAUCAAGUCAAGAUGCCAGUCCACCAA